CGCCGAUUUCGACAUCAACAAAUCGUGCAAGUCGUAACACUUGUCUGAACUUCGACGAAUAUAACGGGUACUAUACAAGAUCUCACAUGGACGUAGCUCUUCAUCAUGGACCGCAGAUUCCUGUCCAAUAUGAUGGCGAGCUUCCAUCAAGCGAAGCCCGUCGACCCGCACUCGGUGGUCGUCGUCAAGAAGCCCGCAAAGACGUCGAGCAAGGUGGUUGCCACGCCGUCGACACCGCAACAGAUGGCGGUGGGGACUAAAGCGAAGAAUGGAGAGGUGAUCAAGAAGAAGAAGAAGAAACCGCCUAGCGGUACGCUCUCCGUCGAGGCCGUGAUCGCGAAACGGAAACGCAAGGAAGAACGAAAAUUACUCAAAGAAGCUGCUGCUGCUCAAGGACAACGUCCCGAAACUUCGCAGGAAUCUGUGGUUGGUCGAACGACUUCUGCAUCAGAGAUCGUCUUGCUGCCGGACGUCACCCCGGUUCAACAACUACCCGAAUCCCAAACACCAACCCACCUCGCUUCAAACCCUCCGGCGAUAAGAAAGAAGCCGAAAAAGCCCAAGAAAGAUAAACGACCCAACGUGGAACCCUCGCGGGCUGUCGAGGUCCCGGUGGCCCAGGCGGUCGGACCGGAGAUCAUCGAGAUCCUGGAUACGGAUGACGAAGAUGUCCGACCUACUACGCUUGUCUCACACCCCUCUCGCGCACCGACCAUCCAGGUCUCUUCCUCGGGCGCAGCAGCAGCAGUGGUAUCUUCCUCGGGUAUGAAGAAGAAGAAGGUUUCCAGCUCAAAGGAAAAGACCUUUUCAACCUCCCAUAUCCCUUCCAUGAACGCGACGGCCAUAGCUUCUUCCAGCUCGAGAGAGAAGACGCCAAUCCCCCAAACAUCUUCUCCGAAUACGACAAUCGCAAUUAUAUCUCCCUCGAGCACGAUGCGGACGAAGAAGGUCUCCAGCUCGGAGAAGAAGUCGCAAAAAGCGGAAAAGGCAGCUCGGAAACAGGCUCGAGCUGAAAGACGGGCGAGGAAGGCGGAAAGAAGGGCUAAGCGAGCGGGGAAGGAUAAGGACAAGGAUAGUGCUGCGGCUGUGACAAGUACGGGAUUUGUCGCAGCAUUGGACGUAGGAGGGGCGACAGACUCUGCCAGAAAGCAGGGGAAGAAGAAGGAUAAGCAGAAGAAGACUUUACGAGCCGCUUGGGCUCCGGGCGGUCGGAAGGAGAUCCCUAUAGUGAUCGAGGAGGAGCGCGAACGAUCGCCGUCGCCACUUCUCACAGUUGAGGACCGAGAUAGAAAGGAGAGAGAGGCGGAGGAUCGCUUCAACCUGAUGAUGCUCGAGGUCGGCAAUGCUGCUAUACCUGUCAAGCGACCGGACGAAGAGAUUGAGGAGGCAUGGAAAAUGGAAUUACGCUGCUCAGUAGAAAUGACGAACGUAAAGCUUGCAGAAAAAGGUGUUAAAUUGCGCAAGGGUCGCUUUUCGCAGACGGAGAAGGCAAUCAUGUUGACGGAAGUCGAGCGGUUCCGAAAAGCACAUGGUAUGAGCCAUGCAGAAUUACAGAACAUACUUACGGUCAAAACGAGGAAGACUGCUAGCCUUCGUCGAGCAGCAGCUUCACACGUAGUUCGCAAUCUACCGGGAAGAACCUUGAAGCUCACAAGAGCGACUUUUGCUAAAUGGUUUCACUCGCAAAACAAUGGCGCCGCUUGGACAGAAGCUCAAGAAGACGAGGUCUGGGGUCUCACGCAAAUGUAUCCUCGGCAGUGGACCAAGAUUGGAUCUCUAGUAGACAGAGAUCCCGAUGCGGUCCACUUGCGAUAUCAGAGUUAUAUACUGCCGCGCAAACGUGGAGGAGCUAACGUCAAGGGUCCAUGGUCUGAAGCGGAAGAUCAAGAACUGACGAAAUUGAUCACCGAUCAAAUGCAUGCCCAUGGUUGGUCCAUUACUGAGCCGCCUCCACGGCAGUUCUCAUGGAGCCAAGUCGCGGAAAACUUGACUCGGUGGAGGCCACCCUAUCGCUGUAAGGACAGAUGGUAUUCGGCCCUACUAAGACGGCACUGGGACCCAAUUCCAACAGAAACUCGGAUUAGUUGUUGAGCCGGAGCAUCACAUUACAAUCCAACACACAAUGGGAAGACAUCGAUCCCUCUGCGACAGUAAAUGGUCGUUUAAUUCAGCUGGAUAAACUUUUCAGAACGUGGAGACGUGAUGCUCUCUCACAUGCUACACCCGAUGAUUAUUUUACGAAACUGAAAGGAGAUAUGGAGAGCAGACUGUCCAGAGGCAGGCUGUCUGGACUUCCAAGAACGGCGAGAACACACGGAGUUGCGGGG
Messenger RNA from Filobasidium floriforme, 2327 nucleotides. RefSeq lists its product as uncharacterized. The record is from RefSeq and is a predicted model, not a curated record. Gene Ontology annotation, molecular function: transcription cis-regulatory region binding; DNA-binding transcription factor activity. NCBI's taxonomy places the organism in Eukaryota, Fungi, Basidiomycota, Tremellomycetes, Filobasidiales, Filobasidiaceae. Gene Ontology annotation, cellular component: nucleus. The transcript has 10 exons. Bases 106 to 2091 code for a protein of 661 amino acids. Gene Ontology annotation, biological process: regulation of DNA-templated transcription.